AAUAGGGUAGCUGAGAGUGUGAGGGAUUGAGAUUUAUUAGCACUUCCGAUUGGGUUUAGUGUGGCAAAGAGAAGAAGAGUCUCAAAUUUGGUAGCAGGCUUGGUGACUUUUGGAAUCUUGGUUACUACAGUAGGCUGGAUGGUGGUCAUGAUCGUGGGCAUGGCUGAGGUGGAAGGUGACAGGUGAGUAGGGGUGGAAGAUAGUGGAUAAUGGGUGGAUAAUGGGUGGAUAAUGGCUUGAGAUGGGAUUUUGGGUGGGGGUUUAGGGGUAGGAGAGGGAUUUGGAGGGUUUUAAGGGUGGUUUUGGGGUUUAUGUGAAAUAAUGAGGUGAAAACGACGACUACAACUACAACUUCCGGAGAAUGAAGAGUUUUGAGUACAGAUAAUCCGAGAAGGCUCUUAGCUUCAGGUACUCCUUAUGACUCUUCCACUUUGAAGUCUCUAACUACUGACUUCACGGUAUUAGAGGUCUCCUUUACUGAGGAAUGGGAGGAGAUCAACUCAGCAACGAUUACUGAGGAAGUAGAGUAUCCAUUAAUCCAUGGAAUUACACUCGCUAUGUGACAAGAUAGACCCUUUAAUUAUAAUUUUAGUCUGUGGUAUGGUUUAAAAACGACUCCCACUGAAGUUUCAGUGUCUCCAUUGACAAAUUGUACCACCGAUUUGUUCCCUGAAGAAGUUCGUGAAGAGGUUAACAAAAUUGACCUAUCACCAUGACUUUGUCCUAAAAAUCCUGAAGACAUUCCUAUAAAUGGGAACCAAUUAAACAAUGAUAUAUACGCUUUUGCGUUUGGGAAUAUUGGACUGAACUGUACAAAUAACUGAGAUGCAAAGGAUGAGUACUACAACGGGCUUACUUACACACUGUAUUAUACUGCUGGCUACUACAAACCUUCUUCAUCCCCACCUUACGGUUUUAAACUCGAAGAGAAAACAUUUUAUCCAAACGUGGACAUAACUAUAGAUAGUUAUCUCUAUCUCAGAAAGACCCAGGUCACCUCCAGUUCAGGCUCAGUGCAAGGCUCGUUCUACACGGGUAACUUUAAGAAUAUCAAUUCAGGCAGUACAGUAGAAGGAAUUCCUCUUCUGGUACAGGUCACGAGAGAUAGCAUCACUAACAGAAUUCAAACAUCUACCAAAACAGUCUGGACACCGGUAACAGGUGGGAGAAAUCUUGACAACAAGAGUACAAGUACAACUCAAGUAAGCACAGAGACGAAGAAGAUGGCGUUUUAUUAUAAAGUGUUGUACACAAUGGCCAAUAUGGGAGGAUUGUUCAUGAUCUUAUGGCUGAUCAUCAGUCUAUUAGCCAAGCCAAUAAUGCAUAGAAUGCAGACCUUUAGCCUGGUCAACAGUGUCAACAAUGAUAGAGAAUAUUUGAUAAGUAACUACAAGAGAAUCGAACAAAACAGGACCAAAGAUCUUGCUAAUUUUAAGAAUUCACUCACCCAGAGAUUAAAUAGAGAGGCCAUGCUAAGAAUAAAGGAAGGGGAACAAGAAGAUGAGAAAGUUCAAGAGAUGAAUGAGGUUAUCCAACAUGACUCUGGAUAUCAAGAAAGGUCUAUUGAACCCCAAGUUGAUGGUUUAAAAUGCCAGAAAUCAAAGUCUCUGAAGAGUAAUCGCACAGCUAAAGUUUAUGCUGUUCAGGAAGAAUACGAAAAUCCUUCUUCCCAAGAAUUUCAAAGGAAGAAGAACUCAUUUUUGCCAAAAGAAAAGAAUGAAAGUGAACACUACACAACUUGGGAUAUGCUAAAAGCUAUUUUCUGCUGUUGGAGAUCAAAGCCCUCAAAUUUAUUAGAAUCCAAAGAAUUUAGACUUCUGGAGGACCUCCAUGCUCUAAACAGAGAAAGAGAGAUCAGCAUCUUCCUAUCCAAAGUGACUACACUUGAAAAGAGAAGUAUUAUCUUAUCAGAAAUGCUUAAAAAUAGCAUCACCAAUAAAUAAUUCCUAAAUUCUCCAUAAAAC
This is a messenger RNA of Moneuplotes crassus, 1964 nucleotides long. Lineage: Eukaryota; Ciliophora; Spirotrichea; Euplotida; Euplotidae. The record is from the annotation of a GenBank genome assembly.